UAUAUAUAUACUGCUGCUACCAUUCAUUCAGCAAUUAACAAAUUAUUGCAGCAGCAAGUCAAGUGUGUACUGCAUCCACGACACAUAUGCAUUAUCGAUCGUAGCACAGGCAGCUGAGCACAAGAUCGAUCGAUCGAUCGAAAUAAUUAAAAGGAAGGAAGGGAUCUAGUGGCCGGUGGAUGGGUUUCAAUCCGCCGGUGCCGCAGAAGGACAGCGAGUGGGAGAUCCGGGUGGCUGUGCUGCUCAGCCUCCUCCUUCAGGUCAUCCUCAUCUUCGUGGGGCCCAUGCGCAAGCGCACCUCCCACCCUGUCCCGUGCUUCGCCAUCUGGGCAUGCUACCUCCUCGCCGACUGGGUCGCCGACCUCGCCCUCGGCCUCCUCCUCAACAACCUCGGCAACAUCGGCAGCAGCAGCAGCCACCUCUCUGCCGGUGCCGGCGGCGGCCCGCCCAUCUUCGCCUUCUGGACGCCGUUCCUCCUGCUCCACCUGGGCGGCCCCGACACCAUGACCGCCUACUCCGUCGACGACAACGAGCUCUGGCGCCGCCACCUCAUUGGCUUGCUCUUCGAGCUCUUCUCCGCCUUGGUCGUCUUCUCCUGCUCCAUCAGGAGCAACCCCAUGAUCCCGGCCACCGCCCUCAUCUUCGUCGUCGGCGUCAUCAAGUACGGCGAGCGCACCUACUCGCUCUACUCCGGCAGUGUGGACGGUGUCAUCGCCAAAAUCUUCCGGGCCCCUGAUCCUGGCCCUAACUACGCCAAGCUCAUGACCGUGUUUGGCGGCAAGCGGAAUGGCGGCCUUCUCGUCGAGAUCACCAUUGCCAACGGCGAGGCCAGCAAGGCCAAGGAGGUGUUGCAGCAGGGCAGUGAGGUUCGGCUGGUGGAGACGACCAAAAGCCUGGAGGCAAUAGCGUACGAGUUCUUCACCAUGUUCCGGGUGCUGUACGUCGACAUCAACCUCAGCUACAAGGAGAGGAGGAUCAGCCAGGCCUACUUCCUGGACCGCCGCGACAUGACGGCGGACAAGGCGUUCGAGGUGAUGGAGAUAGAGCUCAACUACCUCUACGACAUGGUGUACACCAAGGCGCCCGUGUCCCACAGCUCGGCAGGCUGCGUCCUCCGCUUCAUCUGCACCACCUGCCUCGUCGUCGCCAUCGUCCUCUUCGUGCUCCUGGACAAGACCGGCAUCCUCCCCGUGGACCGUGGCAUCACCUACGCGCUGCUGCUCGGCGGGCUGGCGCUCGACGUGGCCGCCAUCCUCAUGCUCCUCUGCUCCAACCGGAUGAUCGUCUUCCUCGAAGCCAAGCACAUGGCGUGGCUUUCCCGGGUGGCCAGGGCCGUGCGGCUGCAGCCAAGGCGGUGGUCGGAGCGGACCUCGCAGCUGAACUUCAUCUGCUACUGCCUAGGCAAGCCCAAGGAGCAGGAGGGUCGCCGCCGCCAGUGCUGCAGGCGGAAGACGAUCCCGCCGAGUGUGAUGCGGUUCCUCAUCUGGGUCGCCAACAAGGUGGGCGUCAGGGAGACCUUGGACGACUUCUUCUUUAUCCAGCGCAAGCCGGUGACGAUGGUGAGCGUCAUCGGGAGGCGGGGACGAUGGUGCAACUGCAAGGAGGGGGAUGAGAGGGCGCCGACGACCAUCGAUGCCCUUGCGUAUGUCUUCGUUGGUCUCCAGAGGGAGGCCAUAAAAUUCAGGGACUCCGAGGACUACUACUUGAAGAAGCUGCGCGGCUACCGCGGCGAGGGGACCCUAUUGGAUGACGAGGGCCUCUUCCGAAACAUCAAGAUGGAGCUGACCAAGGCAACACGAGAGGAGCUCAACCUUAGGCUUACGGAGGAGGAGAGCUCGAGCUCAACAACCAAGAAGAAGGAGGCCGAGGAGAUUACACAUGACGUCCUGCAGCUGGCCGACAAGAAGAAGAAGGAGAUAGACGACUUGGUGAAGGAGAAGCUGGAUGGCGUCCUGCGGAACAGCAUCGGGAGGGAGUUCGACGAGUCGCUGCUGCUAUGGCACAUCGCCACUGACCUAUGCUGUCACCGAGAGCGGGAAGGGCCUCGGAUGCUCGACACCAUCGGCUUGAUGUCCAUCAGCGAGACCCUGUCGGAGUACAUGCUCUACCUCCUCGUCAGGCAACCGGAGAUGCUGUCGGCCACCGCCGGCAUCGGCCUACUCCGCUACCGGGACACGUGCGCCGAGGCGCGCCGCUUCUUCAAGUCGGCGGAGGCGUGGGACCCCAACCACGACGACGCCCGCCGGAUGCUGCUUUCCGUCAACACGUCCAAGAAGCCGGCCGAUGUGAAGGGCGACCGGAGCAAGUCGGUGCUGUUCGACGCCUGCAUCCUGGCCAAGGUGCUCCGGGAGCUGGACGACGACACCAUGUGGAGGGUGGUGGCCGGAGUGUGGAGGGAGAUGCUGACUUACGCGGCCGGCAAGUGCCAGGGGAGCACACACGUGCGCCAGCUCAGCCGUGGCGGCGAGCUCAUCACCAUGGCAUGGUUCCUCAUGGCGCACAUGGGGAUAGGCGACGUGUAUCGGAUCGGCGAGCUGGCCGGUGACUCCAAGGCCAAGCUCAUCAUCCAUGAUCAAUAGCUAGCUAGCCAUACUCAAUAGCUCAUCGACGUCCAAUCUUCACCAAGAAAUAAUAUAGACACGUACCUCAAAUUGCUAGCAGAAUAAGAGCAUAAAUUAUUAA
Molecule: messenger RNA, 2682 nt
Organism: Oryza sativa Japonica Group (Japanese rice)
Lineage: Eukaryota; Viridiplantae; Streptophyta; Magnoliopsida; Poales; Poaceae
Source: RefSeq, a predicted model, not a curated record